Messenger RNA from Candida dubliniensis CD36, 414 nucleotides. RefSeq lists its product as uncharacterized. The transcript has a single exon. NCBI's taxonomy places the organism in Eukaryota, Fungi, Ascomycota, Pichiomycetes, Serinales, Debaryomycetaceae. Gene Ontology annotation, cellular component: ribonuclease H2 complex. Bases 1 to 414 code for a protein of 137 amino acids. The record is from RefSeq and is a predicted model, not a curated record. Gene Ontology annotation, biological process: RNA catabolic process.
AUGUCUACGAUAAAAACCACUAAUGAAUUGGCCAAAGAGGUUGUUGCUUCGGUAAUUCCAAUGAAUAUUCAAUACUCUGGUCCAGCAAACACUGAAGAAUAUUUCACUCCAUCAAAGACACAAGAAAUCCAACCUGAUGGUACACUGUUAGAUGUGGCUUAUUUUCGAGGAUGCAAAUUAGUUGGUAAAACUUUAGAUUUGGAUAAAUAUAAUGUUAAGGGUUAUGUCCUCAAUAAAUCAGAACAUUUGGUGUCUGAUAAAGAAACUGGUGAAGUGAAAACUGCAGUAACCUAUAUUCCAGUAGGCAAUUUUCAGAAGUUGACAGUAUAUGGACAUGAUACAUUACCAAGUCGAACUAAUCAAUGGUCACUCAUACCAGAAUAUUUAAGUAUAAGUAAUAUAGUCAAUGAGUAG